UUUUCCCGAGUCCUUGUCAACAAACUUCGAAAAGCGGCUUCUCGCUUGCGCUGCCAUCAGCAUCCUGCAGGAGGAGUAAAAGUGCACACGUGGAAUGUUGCCGCAGCCUUGAUGGAAUAGACUUUCAGCCAAUCAAAAACCUGAUGAGUGACGUGUUUCACGGCUUGUAGACCAAUGGGUGCAUUUCAGGGAAUGUUUUCCCAAAAGUGGAGGAAAAAAAAGUCUUCUUCAAUCUGCUCUUACAAAACGGAUUGUAGCCUACAGCUGUUGCGUACAGAUGCUGGUCUUCCUUUGAUGCGCACUGAAAAGAUGCUGUGUCUACGAAAGGAAGAGAGGUUACUUUUACAGUUACGCUUACAGUAACUGGAAACUUGAAGAAAGGGAAAAAGGCCCUUCUGGUGGAGAAACGACAAGGGUGACUGUUACCAUGGGGAGCUUCAAGGGCCACAUCCUGCCGGGGAGCUUCUUCCUGAUCGCAGGCCUGUGGUGGGCUGGCAAAUACUCACUCUGGUACGCCACCCGCAGGAACAAGAGCGCCGGUGCAGGACGUCUGGCCACCCGAGCAAUGCAGCGCCGCAUGGAGAUCCUAGAGGGCGCUGUGGUGCUCUCCUUCUCUCUGAUUGGUAUCCUGGCGGAGCAGUUUGUGGCCAGCGGGCCGAGGUUCCACCUGUUUGACCCUACGCAGCAGCAGUGGGCCCAGCUGAUGAUCUGGCAGCACUCCACGAUGUACCUGUUCUUCGCCCUGUCCGGCGCCACCACCCUCGCCAUCCACGUGACCGACGUCGCGCCGCUCGCUCUGGACCGGCUCAUGCUCGCCAUCGCCUUCUUCAACGAGGGCUUCCUGUUCAUGUACCACCUGCAUGGGCGGGACAUGCUGGACGUGCACGUGCAUCAGCUGCUGCUCUACGCCGUCUUCGCUGGCGCGCUGACCGCUUUCCUGGAGAUGUUCCACCGCGGCAACGUGCUCCUCGAGCUGCUGCACACCACCACGUGUCUGCUGCAGGGGAGCUGGUUCUGGCAGAUCGGCUUUGUGCUGUACCCUCCUAGCGAGGUCAAGUGGGACCUGAAGGACCACAACAACGUGAUGUUCAUCACCAUGUGCUACUGUUGGCACCUGGCCUGUGCCAUCAUCACCGUUUCUGUGAUCUACUGCACGGUCUGCUGUGUGGUACGCACCAAGCUGAGGAGAAUGCCCCCCAUGGAGAUGGGUCUGCUCAAACCCAGAGACACAGGGGGGGAGUCUGAAGACGAGGUUUUGUGAGAACCUCCUGUCCGUUCCCCUCCAAAGACAACAGACCCUCUAUUUCGACCCUGCAGAACUGAUACCUCAAUGUUACAGGGAACAGCAGCAAAGUCUGCCAUCAAUCUACAGCACUGAAUGGCCUUACAGGUUUUCUAGAGUGGAAAUGUCCGAAUGCUAAUUGGUGCUAGUGCUAACUGUUUUCGAUGUCAAACCAUGAUGUUUAAAUUUGCCGGCUUGAACCACAUGCUCACAGAGCUGCCAAGGAAUGAGAAAAUAGUCAUGGAAUUCAUAUGCUUACUGAACAAAGUCGCCUGUACAUCUUGACAGACUUCAUUAAAAUAGACUCGCUUGGACGCUCCUGUCACCAGAAAAUAAGAAUUAUCAAAGUGCUAAGCAGGGAACGCCCAGACACAUGGGUAUAUGUGCCAGCCUACUUCCCAUGUGUAUAGGGAUCAUAUGGAUGGCUAGUAUUAGAUGACAGGAGGUGUUAGCAUCACCCCGGCAACAAGGAAGUCUGGACCUGUCCUGUAAAGAACCCAAAACAAACUUUUUCCAGGUACUGAAGGGAAUGGAGACAAAAAGGAUCCAAAUAUAAACUUGAGAAAUUGAACUUGAAUUGUUUUGUUAUAUCACACAACUAGUAACUUAAUAGUCAGUGAUUUGACAGGAACACCACACAUUGAAAACUCCAUAUGAAGGUACGGUUUGCAGAGCUGUCUGGGGUUCAGUCUUUGGCCGAAUCCCUCCACUCAGUAUUGUAUAUUAAGAUGAUCAGACGGAACCGCCCAAAGUUAAAUAGUGAUACACUUAUGACUGAGGCACUUUCAUCCUCAAAUCAACACUGUCCAGAAAAAUAUGUUUUUUGUUUGUAUGUUGUUUUUUUUAAAUAUUUUUUUUAUUAUGUAAAAAAAUCCCAUUUUUAUCAUGAUGCAGAUGCACUGUAUUUUAAAUUGAACUGCGAAGUGUUUAAAGUACCUUGUUGCUUCUGAGUAUUUAUUGUGUCCUUAAAUAAAUGUGUCUAAUUGUCUUUGAUAUAACGGUAGCCUAUAUAACAUGUUCAUUCGGAAUAUUAAUAAAACAAAAUUUGCUUGCA
This is a messenger RNA of Alosa sapidissima (American shad), 2336 nucleotides long. RefSeq names its product transmembrane protein 45a (gene tmem45a). NCBI's taxonomy places the organism in Eukaryota, Metazoa, Chordata, Actinopteri, Clupeiformes, Clupeidae. The record is from RefSeq and is a predicted model, not a curated record. The transcript has 7 exons. Bases 428 to 1261 code for a protein of 277 amino acids.